UUAGGAUUAGAAAUUGAAUUCCCUGUCCAACAAAAUUAUACUAAACAAAAACACUAUUCUUAUCAUUUUCAUUCCAUACUGUUGGAUUGUUCUUAAAAUGGUAAAAUUGAAAUUGGACUAAGGAAGCCACACCCACACGUUCUCUGUCUCUCCCUUUUUGUUUCUCUACGUUUUGUUUUUUUGGCGAAUUUGGGGAGAGAUUGAGCAAAUUGCCGAUCAAUGGCUUCUUCUUCUUCUUCUUUAAUUUUCUUUUCCUUUUUAUUUCUAAUCUGUCUCUCAUUCGCCGCCGCCGAUGACGCUUCUCAUGACGGCGAUUCCCCCAAGUCCCCGGGCUGCGAUAAUGCUUACAAUUUGGUUAAGGUUAUGAACUGGGUGGAUGGUGUCGAAGGUGAUACUUUUGCUGGGAUCACUGCAAGAUUUGGGGGUGUAUUGCCUUCCGCAGCUAAAGAUGGUCUCAGAUUACCUGCUGUUUACUCAAAUCCUUUAACUGGCUGUUCUACCUCCUCUUCCAAGCUUUCUGGUGCCAUUGCAAUCUCCAUGCGUGGUGAUUGUGAAUUUACUGUGAAGGCAAAAGUUGCACAAUCAGGAGGCGCGAAAGCCCUUUUGGUGAUAAAUAGUGAAGAAGAGCUUGCUGAGAUGGGCUGUGGGAAAGAAAAUGCUACACUGAAUAUUUCAAUCCCUGUCAUGUUGGUUUCAAAGUCGGGAGGUGAUUAUCUGAACAAGUCGAUGGUAGCUGGAAAGAAAGUGGAAAUAAUGUUAUAUGCACCCAAUCGUCCCGUUGUGGAUUAUUCAGUGAUAUUCAUAUGGUUGAUGGCCGUUGGAACUGUGACCUGUGCUUCACUUUGGUCUGAGUUUACUGCUCCUGAGGAGACUGAUGAGCGGUACAAUGAAUUAACACCAAAGGAAACCUCUAGUGCUUCAGAACUCAAAAAUGACGAGAAAGAAUACCUUGAUAUUAAUGCAAUGAGUGCAGUAUUUUUUGUCCUAACAGCAUCAACUUUUCUGGUUUUACUCUAUUUUUUUAUGUCAAGUUGGUUUGUUUGGCUGCUGAUUAUUCUCUUCUGCCUUGGUGGUGUUGAGGGAAUGCAUAAUUGUAUAGUUACUUUGAUUACAAGAAAGUGCAAAAGUUGUGCGCAAAAGAAAGUCAACUUACCUGUUCUGGGAGAAAUUUCUGUUCUUUCGCUUGUUGUAUUAUUUUGUUGUCUGGCAUUUGCUAUAUUUUGGAUUGUCAAUCGCCGGUCCUCAUAUUCUUGGAUUGGACAAGAUAUUCUUGGUAUCUGCUUGAUGAUUACUGUCUUGCAGGUGGCACGAUUGCCUAAUAUUAAGGUUGCCGCUGUACUUCUCUGCUGCGCAUUUGUUUAUGACAUCUUUUGGGUUUUCCUAUCCCCAAUAAUAUUCCACCAGAGUGUUAUGAUUGCUGUUGCUCGAGGUGAUAACAGUGGUGGGGAAUCUAUUCCCAUGCUUUUGAGAUUUCCUCGAUUUGCUGAUCCUUGGGGCGGUUAUGACAUGAUUGGAUUUGGGGACAUUCUUUUUCCUGGUUUGCUUUUAUCAUUUGCACGGAGAUAUGACAAAACAAACAAGAAGAGCUUGUGCAGUGGAUAUUUUCUUUGGCUAACAGUUGGCUAUGGACUCGGUCUUCUUCUCACAUAUCUAGGUUUAUACCUGAUGGAUGGACAUGGUCAACCUGCACUUCUCUAUCUUGUUCCUUGUACCCUAGGAGUUUGUGUCGUACUGGGUUUGGUGAGAGGAGAGUUAAAAGACCUCUGGAGUUUUGGCACUGACACUUCCUCAACAAGAGAGGAAGCUUGAAGUCUAUAAACCGAGUAAUUCAGACAUAGAUUCAGGAGAAUCGCCGUCGCUUCACAAAGUUUUGCGCUGUAAAGUGGUUCGAGUUAUAAUGAAAAUACCGGAGCCAAUGCGAUGCAAUGGACACUUGGUGAUUGCUGUAAGUCUAAUUUUAACAUUCUUGCCAAAUGUAUAUUAUCUGUUAUUAUUAAACCCAAGUCAACUCCUGCAGCUGCAUUGUUACUUAUAUUCUAAUUUCUUUGGAAAUUUGACCAUCAUGUUUAUUUUCGCC
Molecule: messenger RNA, 2077 nt
Organism: Mercurialis annua (annual mercury)
Lineage: Eukaryota; Viridiplantae; Streptophyta; Magnoliopsida; Malpighiales; Euphorbiaceae
Product: signal peptide peptidase-like 3
Exons: 14
Coding region: 220-1809 (529 amino acids)
Biological process (GO): membrane protein proteolysis
Cellular component (GO): lysosomal membrane; lumenal side of endoplasmic reticulum membrane; Golgi-associated vesicle membrane
Molecular function (GO): aspartic endopeptidase activity, intramembrane cleaving
Source: RefSeq, a predicted model, not a curated record